AUGAUUGACUACCAAUCCGCAUCCGACAAAUGUAAACACCAGGCGUUAGCGGGCAUGGAGUCCUACCAUUACCUCUUCCUGGUCGGCACGAAAGUCUCAGCUCGAGGACGGGGUCUUGCAUCACAGAUUAUUCGCAAGAAGCAAGCACAGGCGACGAAGGAGGGACUUCCGAUCUGGCUGGAGGCGACUACGGAACGCUCGCGGGAUGUUUACAAGGGAUGUGGGUUCGACGUCGUGGGCACUUUCAAGCUCGGGGAAGGUCAUUUCGCAUCGACUGGAGACAAGGAGGACGGAGGUCCGGGUGCGACCAUUUGGGCAAUGUUGUGGAAGCCUGAGAAGGAUGAGGAUGUAAUGUAA
This is a messenger RNA of Zymoseptoria tritici IPO323, 357 nucleotides long. RefSeq lists its product as uncharacterized. The transcript has a single exon. Lineage: Eukaryota; Fungi; Ascomycota; Dothideomycetes; Mycosphaerellales; Mycosphaerellaceae. The record is from RefSeq and is a predicted model, not a curated record. Bases 1 to 357 code for a protein of 118 amino acids. Gene Ontology annotation, molecular function: acyltransferase activity, transferring groups other than amino-acyl groups.